CCGCCAACUGCAAACCUACAAAUGUCUAUGUGGUGUAAAUGAACGAUCUUUAUGCUUUUCUUCCUAACAUACUAACCAAUAUGAACUCGGAUCAGUCCGCUGAAUCUCGCUCUAGUGCUAAUGACUCUCAGGUCUCGACGCCGGAGGAAAACGACAAAACAAAAGUGCUGAAAAGUACGCCCCCUGCUGGUGGGACUAUCAGAACCCCAUUAACAAAGAAAGUACACUCCCACUUCAAGUCACCUCUUCAUGUAGCUGGAAGUGCUAAAGUUAACCCUGCAGAGGAGGUGGCAGAGCUAGAGAGGAGAAGAGAGGAGUUGGAUUUAGAGAUAGCACAGCUGGAGGAGGAGGGAUAUAUGGUCGAGGAACUGGAACAUCAUAUUGAUAAGUUGCAUGAAUACAACGACAUAAAAGACAUUGGACAGUCACUCCUGGGUCGUAUUGCUGCUCUGAGGGGGACCACCACACGAGAUCUCUACACACACUUUGGUCUUGAACUGGAUGACUAAAAUGAAGGAGAAGGAGGGAGAAAAAAGAAUGUAAAUGCAAUGUUGAAAGUGCUUUCUUAAACCAACGAAACAGGGCUAAAUUACAAAACCACUCAACUUUAUGAUGCUGUGGAUUUGGAGGGAUGAUAUGACCGAAAGCCUUGUGCAUGAUUUCAGUUUUUACUGCUUUACGGAAAUAUUUAAUUAAAGGCAGUGAUGAUAACGAGAAGAGAAAGGGCCUCAUCCAGAUGCAGGAAUGAUAUUUAAAACAAACAGGCCUGAAACUGAAUCCAGAUUUAAAGUACAGAUAUAUUUAUGUUGCCUUUUUGUUGUUGUUUAUCCUCCUCUGUCCGCUGUUUAGGUUGAGUGAGAAUGUAGAUACAACUGGACAUAACUAUGAAAGAAAUGUUAAUGUUAAUUUGGGAUUGCACAAAGUUUAGAGCAAUUUUUAUUUUUUGUUAUUUACAGAAAUUAGUUUGCCUCAGUGCCAUAUUGUAAAAUAAAAUAUACUAACUGACAAUGCAUUCACUGUUUAUAAUAAGUUUUUCAUUUAGGAUCUACAGAAGGGCUAUAUCAGCAGUAUUCAAAUAUCUUGUGAUUUUAUGUCACUCUCCCCCUUCGUAUAAUUAAGUUAAUAUUAAAAUAGAUAUAAUUAUGUUAUCCCAACAGGUUUUUCUGUAGAAUUAAACCCAAAAUAUCCAACCACAUUGAAGCAGUUGUAUAAAAAAAAAACAACAUAGGAGAAAAAUAAUUGAAAUAAGUUUAACAAUUGUUUUUCCCAGUGCACUUGCUUUACAGAAUUAUUUAAAGGUUUAACUAGAAAGAAAAGAUUGGGUGCAUAGCUUUAUUCAAGUGGCAUUAUGGUGUGGGCGGGCCCUAAUCCAUUCACUGAUGAUGCGACUUCUUUAACGAGAAGCAGAGGCGUUUUGCAACCCCUACAGUAAAUGCAUUUGUGUCAUUUGGCAUCCAUUUUUGUAAGUCAAGUAUUAGAUGGAAGUGUGUCAUUCUGUUCUCGGAUCCUGAGGAUUGCAUCAACACCCAUCAUGCAUUUACCCUCUCACAUACUUAACUCACAUUUAAGUAAACUGUGUCUUUGCAUCCUAGAUGACACAGCAACACAUGCUCAUAGGAGCACUGAAUGGAUUUCAAUGUGGAAAUAUUUUUUACAGCUGUGAAAAAGAAAGGAAGCUCUCUUUGUAGGCAUCAGGACAAAGAAAUUAAGACUCCUCUGGCCCUUUUUCAGUCUUAAAAUUAGGUUGAUACAACAAGAGAUGAACUAUAAAGCAUGACAAAUUACACCUUGUCAUUAUGUGCUAAACAAAAACUGACCUAAAAUGCAGAAGCAUUGUUUAAAAACUUAGCACACCCUCAUUGGUACCAUAGGAAAUCAUUUACCAUUAUUUGUCUAAGUUUCUAUCUACAUAUUUUUAUGUUCUGGUAAGAACCAGAUGGUUCUCCAUUGUGUCCUGAUAUGUAAAACCUUGCAUGUAGAAUAUCUUUAAUAAAUUUGGCCCCAUUUCACAGCAGUGCUGAAGUACUGAAGUAACCCCUGUUGACCUGCGAUCCACAAAGGCUACCGUAAUCUUCCUCGCUUAUGCAAUGUGUUUCAUGACCUGUCACGUCGCUGUCACUGUGAAAUGUCAGAGUACAGACUUUAUUGAGGACUACAAAAUAAUAUAUUUGAACAUACAGCUGUCAGUAAAGCAAAUGGUGGCUGAGCAAAAAAUACAGUAUUGUAUUUGACAAAAUAUUUAAUUUUAUCUAAAGCGGCAGUCAGAAGUAACAUUUUUCCAGUAGAGGCUCUAGAUGCCCUCAAGUGAACCAGUCUUCAACGGGAAUUGAAUAAAGCAUGGAAUAAAUUACUGCUCCAAUUAGUGUCAUUGACAAUAUGCAGGUUAUAUCCUAACAGAUCCCACACUUUAAGGUAGAGCUUGGGCCUCAAAAUGAUGUGUCCUGGCUAUUGUUCUCCAUCCUGCCUGUCCUCAUUUUUGGACUAUCCUCAGGUCCCCUCUGUUGACAGAUGCCCAGUUACAGCACAUCUGUGUCUGAAUGGACUAGAGGAGGUGACAGGCAGGGGUAGGUUUACGCCAUAUUGUAAGUAGGGUUGCCAACUCCCUGAAUAUCUGAUUCGAACCUGAAUUGAAUUAGAUGCAUAUUUUUGAAUGCCAUGGACACAUGGAAAACAAAUUAUUAUCCAGCAAUUCACUUUAAUGCAAAAUAACAAAAUGAACCGAAUAAAAUAAGUAACUUUCUUAAACAGAAACCUGUCCUGCUUAACUUAAAAUUGUAUAAAUGAAUACAAAACAAUAGAGAGAAAGCAGAAAAUCCAUUCUGUAAUAGUGCACAUUUUGCACAAAACGUGCAAUUAUGCAAAUAACAUCUGUAAAUCCAUCUGUUAUUUUUUUAUAUACUAGUAUUUCUUAUUACUUAUUUUUAUUCUCCUUCUUCUUCUUAUUAUUAUUAUUAUUGUAUACUGUUUAUAGUGUUUUUAUUAUUAUUGUGUGAUAUUGAUGCCUCUUGUGUUUUGCACUAUCCCCUUUGCUGCUGUAAUCUGG
This is a messenger RNA of Cololabis saira (Pacific saury), 3043 nucleotides long. It is a transcript of the gene swi5, whose product is annotated as SWI5 homologous recombination repair protein. Gene Ontology annotation, cellular component: Swi5-Sfr1 complex; Swi5-Swi2 complex. Gene Ontology annotation, biological process: double-strand break repair via homologous recombination. The transcript has 6 exons. The record is from RefSeq and is a predicted model, not a curated record. The coding region runs from base 39 to 509 and encodes 156 amino acids. Lineage: Eukaryota; Metazoa; Chordata; Actinopteri; Beloniformes; Belonidae.